This is a messenger RNA of Solea solea (common sole), 2879 nucleotides long. RefSeq names its product G patch domain-containing protein 2-like. Bases 165 to 1541 code for a protein of 458 amino acids. The record is from RefSeq and is a predicted model, not a curated record. Lineage: Eukaryota; Metazoa; Chordata; Actinopteri; Pleuronectiformes; Soleidae. The transcript is spliced from 11 exons.
AGAAACUCAAGCCAUAUCUAACUGUUUGGCUGACAGCAGCGCGGAGGUACGUGAUUGGCUGACGGCAGCACGGAGACACCUGAUUGGCUCACAGCAGGACGGAAGUGAGAACGGUGUCCCAGCUGUGCUGCUGAAAACAAAACAAGACAGGCUUCGACUGCACCAUGAUGGAUGAGCUGGUGCAGGACUUGGUGUCUGCACUGGAGCAGACCUCGGAGCAGAGUAAGCUGGGGGAGCUGUGGGAGGAAAUGGUCUUGAGUCCACUGCAGCAGCGCAGGCAGAUCCGCCGCCGCAGAGUCCGCAAGCGCUACCGCGAGUCUUCUCUUUAUCCGACAGAGCACAGACGUUGCUGGAUUGAGGCCUCAGAGUCCAGCUUGGACGAAGCCAAACAGUACAGGCAGGACUCUUCCUCAACCAUCGCUGCCUCUUUGGCCAACUGCAGUGACUCUGAUGACUUGACUUCAAACAACCGUUGGCACUCCAUCAUGAGAGGUCCAGCCAGGAUGAGGCAGCCCUCCUGGCCAGAGUCUGACUCUUUCGCCGAGAAUAAUCCAGGACGGCCCCUCAGGAGGCGAAGGAAGGUCAAACGUAUGACCUCAGGUGUCGCGGUCAGCCUGCAGCAGAAGUUAAGUAUUUCUGGUGUGGAUGGGAAACGGAGGUUCAGGCCGUCGAGGAUGCAGCAAUUGUCAGAAUCGAAGAAAAGGUCUGGUGGUUGGAUGGGAGCAGAGAGACAUACUGAAGGAGCCAGACUGAUGGGGAAGAAAUGCUGGAAGAGAAAGAUGACCAAUGAGCAUGGAGAUGGUGCAGAUGAAAACAUGUCUGAGGGGGAAACCAGCAGCACGUGCAGCAGUGACCCUGGCCUCUUUACCAAUGAUGAAGGAAGACAAGGUGAUGACGAGCAGAGUGACUGGUUCUUUGAGGGGGAGUGUGGAGCUGGGGCAGGCGUAGCCAGCUUGUUGCCCAACUGGGACUCAGAUAACCAGCUGUCCCUCGACGAUCACCCAUCGCCCACUUUUCUGCAACCUGCACAGCCCUCGAAGAGAGGGUAUCAUUCACGGCUGAAACAGCUGCCAGGCUCUGCUGCCUGCUGCAUCAGGAAGGACAGGAGGAGGAUUUCCAGCAAGGGCAGCAGAAUGCCUGUGUUUGUGGAGAGACUGAGACAUUAUUCUCAAGAUCCUUACCAGAGAGACUUUUGGCGGCCCUCUGUAGGAAAACGAGACCGAAACCAGUUGAAGCCUUUGUGCCCAUUACCCAUGUGUCCUAUUGACAUGAUGUCAGAGAGAUGUUCCUCCUCAAUCUGCAGAAACAGGCAGAUGAACCUCACCCCAGGAUUGUCAUGCACAGGAAACUUCAGGAGGAGUAGGGACACGGACUCUGUGUCCGUCACAUUAUCAGCUUGCAACUCAUUUCAUAAGGACCAGCAGAGAGAAGGGGCUCAGGGAACCAGUAACAUCUUAAAUGUGGAGGCAGCAAGAGCAGCCGCUCUCUCGCAGCUUUCACGGCCUGAGACUUUUUUCGUGGCUGACCGCGAAGACACCUGAACACUCCGACUUAGAACGUGACAAAUGGACACUGUUGUGCCUGAGAAUAAAAAAAAAGACUUCCUUUCCUUACACAAACUUAAUGACAAAGACAAAAGACAAAAAAAACGCAUGUUAUUAGCCUUCAAAUCAGCAUGUCACUGCUAGAUCCAGACAAAUGUUAAUGCAAUCAAGCCUCCAUCAAGUCCUCCCAUCAUCUGCUCAGAUUUAAGCGGAUCCUCGCUCGACUCGAGCCGCGGCAGCCACUCCCCGUUACCACAUGCAGCCUCCAGGCCACCUGCCACCACACAAUCCAGCAAUUAUGUCCACUCUAGUGGCGCUGCGUCUCACAGUGGGAACACUGGGAGCGCGGUCAGGUGAGGCUGAGUGGCUGGGGGCAGGAGUCUGCUCUACUAUGUGGCAGCAGCAUCAGCAGCACGUAGCGACUACCUCUGAGAGAGCGGAGCAUCAGAAUGUUUAGCCGCCUCACGCUGCUACCAGGUUCAGAGCGGCGACCACCAGUCGAGAGCCACACAAAGUACAGACCUCCUAUUAGCAUGGAUUUGAAAAGCUACAGUUUGUACAAAGGUGCUCAUUAGCACAACACAGAGGGAGUGUAGUCGCGGUCCUCGGAGGCCUGCCUCUGUUCUCUGCAGCUCACCUUCCACAUUCAAAUUCCCACCCCCGAACGUAUUUAAGUUCAAGGCCAGUGGCAAAGUCUGUUUGAACUGCCUGUUUUUCAGCAGCACUGGAUUUUUUUGCUUUUGGAGCUGUGCAGAGAGUUGGAUGAGAGUCGGAGGAGAGGGGAUGGAGGAGCUCCUGGAGACGGCAGAGGAGAGUUGUACACACUAUUUUCACCUACCCUUGGGGUAUACAUUUCCCUGACUUCCCUUGGUAUUAGAUGCAUUAAAAGAUCAGUGGCAGCAUACAGUGAGAUCAAACACAACAGUUCUGGCCAAGCUGGCAAAAACAAGCAGUAUUUCCAGAAAAAUUAAUUUCUGUGUAGAAGUCAAGUGAUGCACAUUCUGCUUUAACCUCACCUGAUACAAGGAGGGACAUGUGUACACCAUUUAGUCAAAUGAUCUGCAUAAUUAUCAGCCACAUAUCAGGCGUCUUUUCCGACACUUUAAAGCCUUAUUUAAGUGAAGAAUUGCAUUUAGCAGAAUGAGGUUUGCCAAUUAAUGUGAGUUAUAUGUCUGCAAUAAUCUGUCUGAGAAGGCUUUAUGUGAUCAUGCUGGGCCAGGGAUGACAUUUACAAAUGCUGUGUGUGCACACUCGUCUUAAUGGAUGCCUCACAUAAGACAUCCUGCCACAGGAAUCAGUCAAAGUGUUAAAGCAGUGAGGAGCAGUCCGGCCCCC